Molecule: messenger RNA, 1116 nt
Organism: Cladophialophora yegresii CBS 114405
Lineage: Eukaryota; Fungi; Ascomycota; Eurotiomycetes; Chaetothyriales; Herpotrichiellaceae
Exons: 7
Coding region: 1-1116 (371 amino acids)
Source: RefSeq, a predicted model, not a curated record
AUGGAGUCAGCACAAGCAUUCCUGGAGCAUGUCGAGGACCUCACAGACCUCGAGCUGGCUGUUCUUCUCAGUCUUGUGGCUCAGCACCACUGUAUGGUGGUCACGACCGGGGACCUGCUGGAUGAUCUGGCGUCAGAACUCGCCCUGAUUGUCAGGGAUAUGUUCAAUCUCUCAUACAUAAUUCUCGAUCGGGAUGACCUUCAGUCCAUAAAUGCCUUUGGCGCUGCAAUUCUGGACGAUGAUAACGCUGACGACGAUGGUGCUCUGUAUGAAUCUGACGCCGACGUCGCCAAUCCUGGGAUGCUCAGUCCGAAACUCGCUUCAGUGGACUUCCGCGCUGCGCCGUCCAGUCUUCUCGAGCGGUCGAAACUGGAUACCCGGAAAGUGGUCAAUGUCGUUAUUGCAAAGGACUUCAACUAUGCCCACCAAGACGUCCAGAUCCAAGCCCUUGAUCUUAUUCGAAGACGUAGGGUAUAUAGCCGAACGACUGUCCAUCUUGCGCCGAAAACAUUCCUGUUGCUUCCGCUAGUCACCACCUCUUCCAAGCAUAUCAGACUGAACAAGCACCUUAGCGACCGCAUAUUCAUGUCACACUCUCACUCUGCGGAGGACGGCUUUCCCAACCUAGAAGAGCUCGACGGUGCAGCUAGCUCCGAAGACCAUGGUUCUGGAUAUUCAUACUCUCAUUCACCGAGUGCGAGGCGUCAAGAAACAAUUGCCAGUCGGCGCAUUGACGCAAAGUUGAUCGAGCAGCUUCGAGCCCAGAGUCAAGCUACCACCGUAACACCAGAGAUCCGCCGAUAUCUUCAAGAUGUUGUGGUAUUCCUCCGUAUGGAAAGAGGCGUAGAUGGAGGCAUCUCCCCAUAUGCAACGACACUGUUCCUGGCUUUGGCAAAGUACCUCGCUCCUUUCCAUGGCAUCGACUAUGUGACACCCUCCCUCGUAGCAUUGGCAGCAAAGAAGAUAUAUCCGCAUCGGAUCAUUAUGGCCACAUCAAGUCGUGAACGGAGCACUCAAUAUGGCACAGAUCUCGCUUCUGCCCACGACCUGCUGAAUGAUCUGGACCCAGAAAAGGUGAUACAAAAUGUGCUGGAUACUAUUGAAUGCCCAACGUGA